UUAUUGCGUUACCUACAUGCAAAUGGAGCAUCAAUAUUUUUUCUAUUUUUAUACUUACACAUUGGACGUGGGAGCUAUAUGUCAGCGAAUACUCUAAUACUUUUGAUUAUCUUUGAAUACUUACAUUUACAAACUAAUUCAAUUUAUUAA
Messenger RNA from Helobdella robusta, 150 nucleotides. RefSeq lists its product as hypothetical. The annotation marks the transcript as partial. Gene Ontology annotation, biological process: respiratory electron transport chain. NCBI's taxonomy places the organism in Eukaryota, Metazoa, Annelida, Clitellata, Rhynchobdellida, Glossiphoniidae. The transcript has a single exon. Gene Ontology annotation, molecular function: electron transfer activity. The record is from RefSeq and is a predicted model, not a curated record. Gene Ontology annotation, cellular component: membrane.